AUGGCACUAGAAAUUGUCUUUAUGUAUCCUAAUAAAUGUGGAUUGCUACAGCGGAAUUGGGAUGUUAUCAAUGAUAAAGCCCUCAUAUCACUGCAAAAGCCUCACAUUGACAUGUCAACCAAAAAAAAUUUUAUGUUCUUAUUCGGUGUGAGUUUGAUUAUUGUAGCCUCUUUGAAUGCGUAUGUCGCAUCGAAAUUAUUGAGCGAUACUUCUUCCAUAAAAUUAACUUCAAAAUCUGAAUUUUGUUUAAAAAACGAUUUGAGUAAUGUUGCUUUAUUCAAAUUCAUCAAAAAUGAACACAGACGCUUCAAUGAGUUCUUACUCCUUUACUCAUUCAGUGAUAAAUUAUUCCUUACAUUAAAUUAG
Messenger RNA from Echinococcus granulosus, 366 nucleotides. RefSeq lists its product as hypothetical. The coding region runs from base 1 to 366 and encodes 121 amino acids. NCBI's taxonomy places the organism in Eukaryota, Metazoa, Platyhelminthes, Cestoda, Cyclophyllidea, Taeniidae. The transcript has 5 exons. The record is from RefSeq and is a predicted model, not a curated record.